AGGACUGUUUUCGAGGUAGCAACCGACGGUAAACCGGAUGUUGUCCGAAUGUCAACGAUGGCGUCCCACAUGUCACGGUGAAAAGAGAUCAGAAAGCUCUAAUUUAAGCCUGCGUCGCCAUAUAUUUAGGUAUAUGUCUUUACCGCAUGGUGAAUGACAUAUUUUAAUAUAUGAGGUGAACACAGCUGAGGAGAGAAUGGCUUUACGGGAAAUAUGUCGCAGCGUUCGUCUGGCUUUAGGUCAGAGCCAACGAUGUCCGGUUUGGGCUGCAAACCAGGCAGCUCGGUGUCUAAGUCAGACAGCCGCUCAACCUGAGCCCAGUGCGAAUGAAAAUGAAGCCGUAAAUCCAACCUUUGAGAACAGAAACCCACGGAACUUGGAGCAGCUGGCUCUGGCGGUGAAGGACCGAGGCUGGAAGACCACCUGGCCCCCACGGGAGUUCUACCACAGGUUGGUGUUUACUCGCACCCAGCACCAUGUGACAGCACAAGUCUUCUCCAGCAGCUCUCCCAGCCCAGUGGUUACAUGUUCCACAAAGGAGUGGGCAGUGAAAAGGGAACUGUUUUCCACAAACUGUGUGGCUGCGUGUCAGGCUGUGGGAGAAGUGCUGGCACAGCGAUGCCAGCAGGCCGGUAUCACCAGGAUGGUGUACAGGGCAAUUCCUUGGACGUAUCGCUCUGAUGCUGUUCAAGCUUUCAGGAAAGCGAUCAAAGAUGGGGGAAUUGUACUCAGUGAACCCAGGCGGAAGUACAUCGGCACCUGAAUAUGGCAUCUUCUCUCCUUUUAGCUGCUUUGUAAAAAUAUAUUUUGUUUUCUCAGUUCUCUUUUGUGAAUUAUGACUAUGCUGAUAUCAAAGCGACCUGCGCAAGACUCUAUAAAGUAUAUCAAAAAUGGAA
Messenger RNA from Cheilinus undulatus (humphead wrasse), 896 nucleotides. It is a transcript of the gene mrpl18, whose product is annotated as mitochondrial ribosomal protein L18. NCBI's taxonomy places the organism in Eukaryota, Metazoa, Chordata, Actinopteri, Labriformes, Labridae. The record is from RefSeq and is a predicted model, not a curated record. Gene Ontology annotation, biological process: translation. Bases 197 to 763 code for a protein of 188 amino acids. Gene Ontology annotation, molecular function: 5S rRNA binding; structural constituent of ribosome. The transcript has 4 exons. Gene Ontology annotation, cellular component: ribosome; mitochondrion.